GGCUGCUGCGGGGGGAGCGGGGCGCCGGUGUCACCCGUGGGAGCGCUGGGGAGGUGGUUCUGCCCCUCGGGAUUCUAUCGCGACAUCGGGAUGCUCAAAACUGCCCGAUACCGCGACAUGUGGGUGCCCGGGGACACUGCUCCCUGUCGCGACAUGGGGGUACCUGGACACCUCCUGUCCUCUUCCACGUGGAACGAGAUCACCCGUUAUUUCCGAGCGGGGAUGCCCGUGCGGCGGCACCGGCAGCGRUUCCGCACUCACGGCAGCUGUUUCACCGCCGCCGAAGCCGCCGAUUGGCUCCACCAGGUGCUCCGCAGCAACAGCAGCUUCGGGCCCGAUGUCACCCGGCAGCAAACCGUGCAGCUGCUGCGGAAAUUCCUCAAAAACCACGUUAUCGAGGAUGUCAAAGGCAGGUGGGGAGCGGAAAACCUGGAGGACAACGGUGCUCUGUACAGAUUUCCUUCAACAUCUCCAGUUAAACCUCUACCAAGCCCACCAAGGGAGAACUUGGAAAACUUGUCUGGAGACAAAGGRAAACUUUUCAAACUGCCCAGUUCAUCCAAGAGGCCUUUGAAAAAGCAGGAAUUCCUGCAGUCUCUGGAAAACUUACCAAGACCAAAACCUGAUGGAAUGGAAGAAAAGAAGGAAGACACACUGCAGAGGAGGGAAAUAAGCCAGGAAUAUGUGCAAGAAACAUGGAAAAACAUCAUCAUGAUACAUUUGCAAACCAUUCUGGGGCUGCCCUCGCUGGAGGAGCUUCUGCAGCCAGCCCAGAUUGUUCCUGAGUUUGUCAUGUACAACAUGAGCAACACCAGCAAACACGGGGUGGUGAUUCUGCASGACAAAGCAGAAGACCUCCCUCACUGGGUGCUGUCAGCUAUGAAGUGCUUGGCCUACUGGCCCAGGAACAAUGACAUGAGCCAAGGCACCUACAGUGGGUUUGAGCGGGAYGUGUUCAGAACAGUUGCUGAUUAUUUUCUCAGUCUUCCUGAGCCAUUGCUUACUUUUGAAUACUAUGAACUCUUUGUUAACAUCUUAGUUAUGUGUGGCUACAUCCCAAUUCCAGAUCUGGGCAGUGGAAAACACUCUGUCCAAGAGGAGAAACGUGACCCUCAGCCUCCAAAAACUCUGCACUUGAACUCUUUCAAGUCCACUGAGUGUCUUCUCCUCAGCCUGCUCCUCAAAGAGCCUGAUGAGCAGGAASGUGAAGCUUCCAGGACAUCUGAGGAAGAGCCAAAUGCCCAAAACCAACGUGGAAAGAAAUGGCAGAAACGUGAAGUGACACAUCAGCAAAGGAGUGCUGGGAAGCUGAUGGGAGGGAGCUGCCAGAAUCUUGCAGGAUUCAGGAAUGGACAAGAUCCACCUGGAGUGUUUAGGAAGAGGUGUUGCUCCUUGGAAAGAAUUGGAGCUGCUCCAAGUGUGUGUAAUAAAGGAGGACCUGAUUCUUUCAGGGGAGGUGGUGUGAACACCAUCACGAAAAGUGGAAAACUUCUGCUGGAAGAGCAUGAAAGGGGUUCAGUGCUGGAGCUGGGCUGGGAUAACUCAGGUCCAACACAGACUCACAGCACCAGGAGAGUGUCUGCCCCUUCCCCCCGGGCUGAGGAGCUGUGGGAUGGCAGAGGAUCAGAGGGAACAGGAACUCACYGCUCCCUCAGCCUGCUGGGCAAGAGGAGCUCCCGCAGCUGCACRGCCAUCAACAGACCCAUUGCUGAGAUCACCGUGAAACCCAGGCCCCAGCCCUGGGGACAAGGACAAGGCAGYCCCUGCGUGGCCAUCAGGCCCGAGGGCACUGCCAGCACCAUCCAGAAGAGGCUGUGCAGGAGCAGCACGGAGCUGUCCCAGUGCUCUGCCCCCCCCUCCCCUUGUGUGCUGCCUGCCACAAAUCUCCUGCAGCCUCACCUGGAACCGAUUGCAGUGGAAGCUCUGCAGAUCUGCUGUUUGCUGCUGCCACCCCCGAACCGCAGGAAGCUGCAGCUGCUGCUGAGGAUGAUGGCCAGGAUCAGUGGCAAUGUGGAUAUGCCACGGCUGCACGAUGCCAUGGGCACCAGGUCCUUGUUGAUUCAGACGUUUUCCCGCUGUGUCCUGCGCUGUGCAGAGGAGGGAGACCUGGAUGAGCUGCUUUCCACACGCUUGGUUUCCUUCCUGAUGGACCAUCAGCAGGAAAUAUUCCAAGUCCCAACUUACCUGCAGAUUGCAGUGAGGGAUCAYCUCGAGUACCUGAAGCUGGCUCAGUGCAAAGAGCAAAAAGAAGAAAUUUGUGCCAUUCUGCCAACGUAUUCCUACUGCAAACAAAUCACUCCUCAGGAGUUUGAAGAACAAAAGAUCUCCACCUCACAGGCUGCAGUGGCAGAGCUCYUGGAGAACAUCAUCAAGGAUAAAAAUCUCUCUGUGAAGGACAAAAAGAAAAAGUUAAAACAGUUCCAGAAGGAAUAUCCCCAGAUCUACGAGAGCAGGUUCCCAACCACGGAGACAGAAGCUCUGCUCCUGGAGAACAAACCCACCAUCAAACAGCCCAUGCUGAGCCUCAGGAAACCCAAAUUUCGGAGCCUCAGGUAUUGAUCUCACCCCACCCAAGCAGCCCGAGGGAUUCACCAAAGGAAUUGCUGCAGGAGUUUGGUGGUGGUUGUGCUGUAAAGGAGGAAAUGUUUACAUGGACACUGUGCUGGAAGGUGCCAAAAUACCUUAUUUUUGUGCACAUGCUUUAGAAUAACCUCUAAAAGAAAAAUAUUUAUCUGUUUACAAAUUUUUACAAUAUAUUGGAGUAGGAAAAUGUGAAAAUAGACAUAAAGCUAUUGUUAACCAAAAAUUUAUAUAUAGAU
Malurus melanocephalus (red-backed fairy wren) is the source of this 2819-nucleotide messenger RNA. RefSeq names its product DEP domain containing 1 (gene DEPDC1). Gene Ontology annotation, cellular component: nucleus; transcription repressor complex. NCBI's taxonomy places the organism in Eukaryota, Metazoa, Chordata, Aves, Passeriformes, Maluridae. The record is from RefSeq and is a predicted model, not a curated record. Gene Ontology annotation, biological process: intracellular signal transduction. The coding region runs from base 91 to 2559 and encodes 822 amino acids. The transcript has 12 exons.